AUGGCCGCUCCUGAAAUCCCCGCCAAGCAGAAGGCCGUCAUUUACGACCAGCCUGGAACGGUUUCGACAAAGGUUGUGGAACUAGAUGUUCCAGAGCCUGGUGCUGGCGAGGUUCUGAUUAAUCUAACACACUCGGGCGUGUGUCACUCGGACUUCAGUAUCAUGGCCAAUAAAUGGAGCCUGUUCCCACACCCAUGUCAGGCAGGCCAAGUAGGCGGCCACGAAGGCGUCGGUAAGGUAGUCAAGCUCGGUGCAGGCACCGAAUCCUCGAACCUGAAGAUCGGCGAUCGAGUCGGCGUCAAAUGGAUUUCCAGCGUAUGCGGGAACUGCCCACCCUGCCAAGCCAACACCGAAGCACUGUGCGUUAACCAGAAAGUCUCUGGCUACUACACGCCAGGAACAUUCCAGCAAUACACACUAGGACCCGCAAACUAUGUGACCCCGAUCCCAGAUGGUCUUGACUCCGCCGCAGCAGCACCACUCCUCUGCGCCGGCGUAACCGUCUACUCCGCACUAAAGCGCAGCAAUGCGCGGCCCGGGCAAUGGGUGGUAAUCUCCGGCGCCGGCGGCGGCCUGGGCCACCUCGCAGUGCAGCUCGCGAGCCGUGGAAUGGGCCUGCGGGUAAUCGGUAUUGACCAUGGCAGUAAAGAAGGACUAGCCAAGGAAUCUGGGGCGGAGCAUUUCGUGGACAUCACACAGUUCCCGAGAGAUGAUAAUGGCGCCGCGCUGACGAAACACGUUCACUCGCUGGCGGAUGGACUGGGCGCUCACGCAGCGAUUGUCUGUACUGCUGUAAAUGCGGCUUAUGCACAGGCGCUGCCAUUGCUGCGUUUCAACGGUACGUUGGUCUGCGUGGGCCUUCCGGAAAAUGACCCGCAGGCUAUUGCAACGGCAUUCCCGGCUGCGAUAGUUAGCAAGCAUUGGACUAUUACUGGGUCGGCGGUUGGGAAUCGUAAGGAGGCUAUUGAGACUAUGGAGUUUGCUGCGAGGGGUGUUAUUAAGGCGCAUUAUCGGCUUGAGAAGAUGGAGGCUUUGACUGAGGUGUUUAAGGAGAUUGAGGAGGGGAAGCUACAGGGUCGGGUUGUAUUGGAUCUUUCUGGGUGA
Molecule: messenger RNA, 1104 nt
Organism: Penicillium vulpinum
Lineage: Eukaryota; Fungi; Ascomycota; Eurotiomycetes; Eurotiales; Aspergillaceae
Product: zinc-dependent alcohol dehydrogenase
Exons: 4
Coding region: 1-1104 (367 amino acids)
Molecular function (GO): oxidoreductase activity
Source: RefSeq, a predicted model, not a curated record